AUGUCGACUAUGCCUGCUCAGCACGGCCACUCCGUGGGCUGCUGCAACAUCCCGCCCGUAGUUUCCAAGGGGUACGAAGCCAAGGGCACUUACGAGGAGAUUGGAGGCAAGAAGACUUACGUCACCGGUCCCUCCGAUGCGAAGAAGGCUAUUGUUGUUAUCUAUGACAUCUUUGGAUACUUCCCUCAAACCCUCCAGGGAGCAGACAUUUUGGCCACAAGCGGUUCCGAGAAGUAUCGCGUCUUCAUGCCCGACUGGUUCGUCGGCGAGCCCUGCCCCAUUGAGUGGUUCCCUCCCAACACGGAGGAGAAGCAGAAGAACCUGGGCGGCUUCUUCCAGAAGUUCCCGCCUCCGAAGAUCGCCGGUAUGGUCCCCGACUACGUCAAGGCUGUGCAGUCCAAGUUCUCUUCUGUCGAGUCCUUUGGUAUCAUCGGUUACUGCUGGGGAGGUAAGGUCGUCUCCCUCGUCACCUCUGGCGAGAGCAACCCAUUUAAGGUUGGCGCCGAGGUCCACCCCGCCAUGGUUGAGGCCGAGGAUGCCAAAGGUAUCAAGAUCCCCCUCAUCAUGCUCGCCUCCAAGGACGAGCCUGAGGAGGAUGUCAAGAAGUUUGAGAGCAACUUAAGUGUUGCCAAGCACGUCGAGAUAUUCAAGGACCAGAUUCACGGGUGGAUGGCUGCCCGUUCGGACUUGGAGGACCCCAGAGUCAAGGAGGAGUACACCCGUGGCUACAAGACUGUCCUUGAAUUCUUUGCCAAGAACUUUUGA
Molecule: messenger RNA, 765 nt
Organism: Colletotrichum navitas
Lineage: Eukaryota; Fungi; Ascomycota; Sordariomycetes; Glomerellales; Glomerellaceae
Product: dienelactone hydrolase
Exons: 3
Coding region: 1-765 (254 amino acids)
Molecular function (GO): hydrolase activity
Source: RefSeq, a predicted model, not a curated record